This is a messenger RNA of Hansenula anomala, 1842 nucleotides long. RefSeq lists its product as uncharacterized. The coding region runs from base 1 to 1842 and encodes 613 amino acids. NCBI's taxonomy places the organism in Eukaryota, Fungi, Ascomycota, Saccharomycetes, Phaffomycetales, Wickerhamomycetaceae. The transcript has a single exon. The record is from RefSeq and is a predicted model, not a curated record.
AUGUUGUCAACAGUUACUGCUACUACUACUCAAGAUGGUCAAUCUAAAAAAUAUACACAACAGCAACAACCAGUUCCUCAUAGAAGAGGACAUGCUCACAAGAGGUCAGCUGCUAUAAGUGGUGAUUUUGAUGCUAUUGGUAUGGAUUUCUUUAGAGCUCCUCCAAAUGCUAAUCAAAAAAUUGUUCAAUCUUCCACUUCUCUACCCAAGGAUUCCUUUUUAAACCAAAAACAAUAUCAUCUACCAGCAAUAAAUGCCCCUUCUUUUGUUAUAACUGAUGUUACUGAAUUUUCUCCACCAAGAUCUCCACCACCAAAACAACAACAACAAAAUCACAAGUCAAAACAAGCUGAGAAUCACUCUCGUGAAUUGACUGCUUCAACUCCAUCUCCCCAAAAGAAACAUACAAGAUUGAAUUCAUGGGCUCAUUCAUUUAUGAAGCCAAAGAAGAAUGAAUUGAAAUCAUCAACAACAUCAUCUAAAGUGGAAUACAAUUCAUCAUCAUCAAAUGAAGCCACACCUGAUAAAACAACUCAGUUUACAUACAACAAUAAUAAUGGGAAAAACAAUAACAACAAUAAUAAUAAUCCAUAUCAUGUUCCUGAAGCAUUGAUUGAUUUAGAUUUAGCAUCUGGUAUUCUUCAUGACCCGAAUUCUAAAAUUCCAAGAAAGAAAAUGAUGCAUAGAAGAACUGAAUCUGCUCCUGAAUUAGAAGAUUUUUUGAAGUAUAAAGUUUUUUCAAAUAACAAUAAUAAUAACAAUAAUAGUAAUGGUGCUCAAAAAAAUCCUGCAAUUUUUGAAGAAGAUGAAGAAGAUGAUAUGAUUGAUGAAGAUGCUAUAAGUUCUGCCUCAUCAACAAAUAACAACAUUCCAUCAACUAAUAAUAAAAAUGAUUCAACAAAUUCAUUAAGUUCUUAUCCAAGUUUUAAAUUACAAUCACCUGCAACUGUUAAUAAUUCUGUUGCAUCAACACCAACAUCAAUUAAAACAAAUGCUACCCAACAACAACAACAUCAAUCAACUCGUCGUGGUGGUGCUACUGCUGCAAGAUAUCAAUCUUAUUAUAAUAAUUCAUUAUUAUUAUCAAAUGCAUUAAAAUCAUCAGAAAGUUUAUCACAAAUUACAAAUUCAUCAAAUCAUUCAAAUAAUUUACAAAAUAAAACUUCAAUCUCAAGUUUUAAUUCCAAAUUUAUCAUGUCAUCAAAUUCUUCAACAAAUUCUUCAAUGUUGAAUUCUCCUUCAAGAUUUAAAUUUGAAUCAAAAGUUUAUGAUCCACCUUCUCAACAAGAACAAUGUUUUGCCACUUCAAAUUCACCACCUUCAUCGUCAUCUUCUUCUACAGCAUCAUUUUCAAAGCAACAACAACCAACAAUAACAUCUCCAACUAAAUCAUCUAAAAAAUUAUAUAUCCACAAAAAAUCAAAUUCAUUAUUAUCUUCAAUAAAUUUGAAAAAAUAUCAUAAAAAAAACUCAUCAUCAUCUUCAAAUAUCAUCAAAAAUCUUGAAUCUGAUAAUGAAAAUCAAAGUGAUGUUGAUGAAGAUAUUGGAGAUUCCACAAUUACCCCUUUUAAUUUUGGUGAACCAGGUCCUGAAUUAGAUUUGACUACAAUGACACCAAAAUUAGUUUCUUCAAGCAAUUCAUUCAAUUAUUUACAAUCACCAUAUAAAAACAAUACCAAUAAUGAUACCCAUUUUAAUGAUAAUGAAUUUGAAGUCAAUCAUACAAGUUAUAAGAAGAACACUAUAAAGAGUCCAAAGAAGGAACAGAAUGCAUCAUCAGAUAAUAAUAGUCAUCAUCAUCAUCAUGGUCAUAAGAAAUUCUUCAAUUGGUUGAAAAAGUGA